GCUGGUACGCGACGGUCGACUUUAUUCCGAUAAACAACUUGAAUAGUAACAUAACAUUCUAAUUUUGUAACCAAAAACAAAAGAAACAAAAGCAAGAGAAGAAAAAUAGAAUUAUACAGUGAAAUAAUCUCAAGAGAGAGAGAGAGAGAGAGAAAGAAAUAGAAAAAAGCUAAAGCAGCCAACGAAACACAUCAGCAUUUAAACGAAACACAAGUUUUCUAAUGAAUUUUUGUUGUUUUAGACAAAAUCCUUAGAAAAUUUAACGAAAAAGAAAAAAAUAACGACGAAAUCCAACGACACUUAUUAAUGGAAAUUUAAAGAAGAAAAAAAGAAAGAAAAAUUUACGACAAUACUUAAAGCUUAUAUCACAAAAGGAAUAGAAUAAAGUCAAUUGCAAAAGUAUUAACAAAAGUGAUAAAAACAUAGUGAACAAAUAAACCUUUAAAGUAUCCCCCCCAAACAAAAAUCCUACCUUGAGUUUGUGCCCAACAGUGAAAAAUUAGAGAAAACUGACAAAAUGGUCUCAAAAAACGCCAAAAAGAAACAGCAUGGUUCCUCAUCAUCCUCAACAGCGGCUAACACAACAACUCCUUCCUCCUCCACGAAGGCUGUGAAAGAAUUACACAAGAAUAACCUGCAAGCAUCAUCGGCUGGUGAUUUCUAUCAAGUGGGCGCUGGCACUUCCAAAGUCUACAAGGCCUCUUCAUCCACAAAAAAAUCUUCGGCCAUUAGCAGUGAGACCAGUGUAACCGAAAUUCAAACCAACAAUGAGGCCUCGAAAGUAUCCUCCUCCUCAUCUUAUCAUCAGGAGAUGUCCGAUGAGUUUUCCUCCAGUGGGAAGAUCAUAGCCUCCAUUGAUCUCCUCAGUGAGAGUGCCACACAAGAGCCGGUGUUUUCGGUACCCAUCGAUGUGGUGGAGAUUAGCAAUAGUGCUAGCGCGGGAAGUGUUAAGAAAAUGUAUUCCACCUCCUCCUCGUCUGUCAUGCAGUCAUCCUCUUCAAAGUCCCAACAAAUGUCCUCCAUAACAUCCUCCUCUGGCAUGUUGGGCAUUGAUGGUGGAGGUGUGGGGGGUGGCUAUAUUGUCGAUGUGGAAUUUCAGCCUGAAACUGUGAUCAUCAAAGACGAAUCUAAGGCUACCCAACAGGCGUAUCAAUCGACUGCCAAAACCAUAAACGGUGCUACCGAAAUGACAUCAUCGUCGAUGUUGUCAAGCCAGUUUAAGGCCAACGAGUCGGUUAAUGGCACUACCAUAAACGAACAAAAUCUAUCCAACACCGAGUACUCCACAUAUUCCACGCCAAAUUAUGGCAAAAUGACGUUAGGCUCCCCUGGGGCGGGUGGCAUGGAGCAAUUGCUGCAGGCACCUAACACUCCAAAUACACCGCAACCAUAUCAGGUCACCAUGCCGGUAACACCCACAACCUCAGGUUCGAAAAUACCAGCACAACAGGGUAAUCAGCAGCCAACAUCCUCGAGAAUCAUACAAACCAAGUCUUCCAAAGAUGAUUUUACUGCCAAUACCAUGCAAGACAAUAAGACCACCACCACUACCACCACCACAAACCUGCUAACCAGUAUUGAGAAUACUAACAACAACAAGAACUUGAAAAACUCAAUAACAUCAUCAUCAUCAUCAUCAUUUCCACCCAACACACGCACCACGGAUUAUAUGUUGCAAGAUAACAACAUCAACAACACUACAACGUCGUCGUUGAUCAACAACUCCAGCACCAGCAGCAACAAAAAAUCCUCCACCUCGAAACAAAUUACCGAAAAAGAGUCCACCACCCAAGAGAGUCUCACGAAAAAGAGUAAAACUGUUAAUAAAAAAGAGAUUUUCGAUGUGAAAACCAAAACCUGGACUGAAUACAGUGACGAUAUUGGCCCCUCCAGCAUCAACAAGAAGCAGCCCAGCUAUGAGCGUUUCGUCAGCCACGGCCGAGAUGGCACUUGCAAAGUCACCUACAAGAAAAAGAUCUACGAUCAACGCAACAACAGGUGGCGUGUGGUCGAAGAGAAAUGCGUCGACAAUGCUCAUGACAAUGUCUUUCCCGAAAUAGCCGAUGAUGUCAUCAAUACGACACGAACCACAUACACAACCAAGAUUUAUGAUUCUAAGCUGGGCCAGUGGAAAGUCGUCGACGAGCAAUCGUAUGUGGAUGCCAAAGCUUAUGUGCCCCAAGAUAUUGUUCGUGAGAUUGAGAAAGAUAAUACCGAUGUGGCCAAUAUAACAACAACGACGGAAAUCACUAAGAUUUACGAUGCAAGCAUUAAUGACUGGCGUGUUCUGGAUGAAAAAACGCGUACUGAUGUCAUUGAAAAGAUUGUCGAGACACCGAAGAAGACCGUCUACAUAGAUGAAUUUGUGGAGAUCGAAAAGAAUUCCAAGAUAUUGGAGGAAAAUGAGAAUUUGGAAUAUAAUUUGAAUAAGACCUCCAAGCGCAAAGAUAUCACAGAGAACAUCUAUGAUGAGACCGAUGAAAGGCUAAAGACUGUCAAUAAAAAUAAGAAAACAAUCGAUUCACGAAAAGAUGGAGUCGACAAGUGGAAAAGCAGCACCCACACGGAAAUGUGUAUAUGCGAGAUCUGUACUUGUGGACGUCAUCAUUGCACAACCAGUGAAACUACUAAAACCAUUAAAACCGACUCUCUUAUUGAGUCUACCGAUAUGGUUGAUAAUGUUGAAACCAGAAUACGCACAAAUACCUGGUCCAAGGAUGACUAUGAAAACAAUGAAUCUCUAACCACAAUCAGAAAAGGUCCCAAGGACUCUCCCAAACCACUGCCAGAUGGGCCCGAUCGUUAUACGAAGGACACGACUAAGGAUACCACUAUUCUUGAGAAUGAAGAAUAUGAAUAUAUCAUCAGAACCAAGCCAGCCAGACCACAGGACAAUCUAAAGCCAGAAGGUGAAUUCUACAAGCCGGAAAAGGAACAAUAUCGUCCCUCGGAAAGACCAGUGCCGGUUAAGCCCGAAGAUAAUUUGCGGCCGGAAGGAGAAUUCUAUACACCCGAUAAACCGGGUUAUAGACCAGCCGAGAGGCCACAGCAAAAGAGACCCGAAGAUAAUCUGAGGCCUGAGGGUGAGUUUUAUGCUCCCGACAAGCCUGGUUUUAGACCAGCUGAAAAAACUCAGCGCAUCAUACACAAAGAUAAUCUUCGUACCGAAGGUGAAAUGACAUUUGUGGAAAAGGAGGAGUACAAAUAUGUUUCUCGCCCAGAGGCUGUUUUUAGGCCCGACAAUUUGAAGCCGGAGGGAGAGUUUUAUACGCCAGAAAAACCCGGCUAUCGGCCUGCCGAACGGCCUCAGCAAAAGAAGCCUGAGGAUAAUCUAAAGCCUGAGGGCGAUUUCUAUACUCCUGAUAAACCCAAAUACAGGCCGGGAGAAAGGCCCUCUCAAGUGCGCCCGGAAGAUAAUCUACGUCCCGAAGGUGACUUCUAUACUCCCGACAAACCCGGUUUCAAACCUGCUGAAAGGCCACAACAGAAGAAGCCAGAGGACAACCUAAAGCCUGAAGGUGAUUUCUAUGCUCCUGAGAAGCAGCAAUACAAGCCCGGUGAAAGACCCACUCAGGUUCGUCAUGAGGACAACCUGCGUCCGGAGGGUGAAUUUUACACUCCAGACAAACCUGGAUUCAGACCGGCCGAAAGACCCCAGCAGAAACGCCCAGAAGAUAAUCUAAAGCCUGAAGGUGAUUUCUAUACUCCUGACAAACCCAAAUACAAGCCUGGCGAAAGGCCCACACAGGUGCGUCCCGAAGAUAAUCUUCGCCCAGAAGGUGAGUUCUAUUCUCCCGAGAAACCAGGCUAUCGUCCUGCCGAAAGGCCAGAACAAAAGAGGCCUGAGGAUAACCUAAGACCCGAAGGCGACUUUUAUGCUCCAGAGAAGCCUAAAUAUAAGCCAGGCGAGAGGCCCACUCAAGUACGCCAUGAAGACAAUCUUCGUCCAGAAGGUGAAUUUUACACUCCCGACAAGCCUGGUUACCGCCCUGCAGAGAGACCAGAACAAAAACGUCCCGAAGACAACCUUAAACCGGAAGGAGAUUUCUAUGCUCCUGAAAAGCCAAAAUAUAAGCCAGGUGAGAGACCUUCUCAGGUUCGGCCCGAGGAUAAUCUUCGUCCUGAAGGUGAAUUCUAUAAACCCGACAAGCCAGGUUAUCGCCCAGCUGAGAGGCCGGAACAGAAGAGGCCUGAAGACAAUCUCAAACCUGAGGGUGACUUCUAUGCUCCCGACAAGCCAAAAUAUAAACCGGGCGAAAGGCCCACUCAAGUGCGCCAUGAAGAUAAUCUUCGGCCCGAAGGCGAAUUUUACACUCCAGAGAAGCCAGGAUAUCGUCCUGCAGAAAGGCCAGAGCAAAAAAGACCAGAGGACAACCUCAGACCCGAGGGUGACUUCUAUGCUCCCGAAAAGCCAAAAUAUAAGCCUGGUGAAAGACCUUCUCAGGUUCGACCGGAGGAUAACCUUCGCCCCGAAGGCGAUUUCUAUACACCCGAAAAACCAGGUUACCGUCCAGCAGAACGCCCUCAGCCUAAACGACCUGAAGAUAAUUUACGCCCAGAAGGUGACUUUUAUGCACCUGACAAGCCAGACUACCGGCCUGCCGAAAGACCAGUUCAGAAGAGGCCACAGGACAAUCUCAAACCUGAAGGAGACUUCACAAAACCAGAAAAGCCCCAAUAUCGUCCAGCUGAGAGAACCGAAAAGAUUAUCCAACGGGAUAAUCUUCGAACUGAAGGUGAAAUGACAUUUACUGAGAAGGAAGAAUACCAGUAUGUGAUAAGACCAAAUCAGGUUCGCCCGGAAGAUAAUUUGAGACCCGAAGGUGAUUUCUAUACUCCAGAAAAGCCGGGUUAUCGACCAGCAGAAAGACCAGUACAGAAGAAACCGGAGGAUAAUCUCAAGCCUGAGGGCGAUUUCUAUACACCCGAGAAGCAGAAGUACCGUCCCGGUGAAAGGCCAAGUCAGGUGCGACCAGAAGAUAACCUUAGACCUGAAGGCGAUUUCUAUACUCCUGAGAAGCAGAAAUAUCGUCCUGGCGAAAGACCAAGUCAGGUGCGGCCAGAAGAUAACCUUAGACCUGAAGGCGAUUUCUAUACUCCCGAGAAACAGAAAUAUCGUCCCGGCGAAAGACCAAGUCAGGUGCGACCAGAAGACAACCUUAGACCUGAAGGCGAUUUCUAUACUCCAGAAAAGCCCGGUUUUCGUCCUGCUGAGAGACCGGUACAGAAAAAGCCUGAGGACAACCUCAAACCCGAAGGUGAUUUCUAUACACCCGAGAAGGAGAAAUACCGUCCCGGCGAAAGACCAAGUCAGGUACGGCCAGAGGAUAACCUUAGACCAGAAGGCGAUUUCUAUACUCCCGAGAAGCAGAAAUAUCGUCCUGGCGAAAGACCAAGUCAGGUACGACCAGAGGAUAAUCUUAGACCAGAAGGCGAUUUCUAUACUCCCGAGAAGCAAAAAUAUCGUCCCGGCGAAAGACCAAGUCAGGUGCGACCAGAAGACAACCUUAGACCUGAAGGCGAUUUCUAUACUCCAGAAAAACCAGGUUAUCGUCCAGCUGAGAGGCCAGUGCAGAAAAAACCGGAAGAUAAUCUCAAGCCAGAGGGCGAUUUCUAUACUCCCGAAAAGCAGAAAUAUCGUCCCGGCGAACGACCAAGUCAGGUACGGCCAGAGGAUAACCUUAGACCUGAAGGCGAUUUCUACACUCCCGAAAAACCAGGCUAUCGUCCUGCUGAGAGACCAGUACAGAAAAAGCCUGAAGAUAACCUCAAACCCGAAGGUGAUUUCUAUACUCCCGAGAAGCAAAAAUACCGUCCCGGGGAAAGACCAAGUCAGGUGCGACCAGAGGAUAACCUUAGACCAGAAGGCGAUUUCUAUACUCCCGAAAAACCAGGAUACAGACCUGCCGAGAGACCAGAACAAAAGAAGCCGCAGGAUAACCUUAGACCCGAGGGAGAAUUCACCGUUCCCGAUAAGCCAUCGUACAAACCUGCCGAAAAAACCGAACGCAUUAUACGAAAAGACAAUCUGCGCACUGAAGGUGAGAUGACGUUCGUUGAAAGGGAGGAAUAUCAGUAUGUUAAGCGACCAGACCAAGUUCGGCCAGAAGAUAAUUUGAAGCCGGAAGGUGAUUUCUAUACCCCCGAAAAACCAGGAUACAGACCUGCUGAAAGACCAGUACAGAAAAAACCAGAGGAUAACUUGAAACCUGAGGGCGACUUCUAUACACCAGAGAAACCCGGUUUCAGACCAGCCGAAAGAGCGGUGCAAAAGAAACCAGAAGAUAAUCUCAAGCCCGAGGGAGACUUCUAUACACCCGAAAAACCGGGCUAUAGACCGGCUGAAAGACCAGAGCAAAAGAAACCGGAAGACAAUCUUAAACCAGAAGGUGAGUUUUACACUCCUGAGAAGCCCAAAUUUAUGCCUGGCGAAAGACCGUCUCAAGUUCGUCCAGAAGAUAAUCUACGUCCCGAAGGGGAGUUCACUGUUCCAGAUAAACCACAGUACAGACCAGCCGAAAAAACUGAACGAAUUAUCCGAAAAGACAAUCUUCGCACUGAGGGUGAAAUGACAUUCGUUGAACGCGAAGAGUAUCAAUAUGUCAAACGGCCAGAUCAAGUUCGUCCUGAAGACAAUUUGAAGCCUGAAGGCGACUUUUAUACCCCUGAGAAGCAGGGCUAUAGACCAGCUGAAAGACCUGAGCAAAAGAGGCCAGAAGACAACCUUAAACCAGAAGGACAAUUCUAUACCCCGGAAAAGCCGAAAUUCAUGCCCGGUGAGAGACCAUCACAAGUCCGACCUGAAGACAAUCUCAAGCCUGAAGGCGACUUCUAUACGCCCGAAAAGCCUGGUUAUAGGCCUGCUGAAAGACCUGAACAGAAGAAACCGGAAGAUAAUCUCAGACCUGAAGGCGAAUUCUAUACUCCCGAGAAGCCUAAAUUCAUGCCAGGCGAAAGACCAUCUCAAGUUCGCCCAGAGGAUAAUCUCAGACCUGAAGGUGAAUUCACCGUUCCCGAUAAGCCACAAUACAGACCAGCUGAGAGACCUGAACAAAAGAAGCCAGAGGAUAACCUUAAGCCAGAGGGUCAGUUCUAUACACCCGAAAAACCAAAAUUCAUGCCUGGUGAGAGACCGUCUCAAGUACGGCCCGAAGACAAUCUUAAACCUGAGGGAGAUUUCACUGUUCCAGAUAAGCCACAGUAUAGGCCAGCUGAGAGACCCGAACAAAAGAAGCCAGAGGAUAAUCUCAAACCAGAGGGAGAAUUUUAUGCCCCUGAAAAGCCGAAAUUCAUGCCUGGUGAAAGACCUUCGCUGGUUCGACCGGAAGAUAAUCUAAGGCCAGAAGGCGAAUUUACCGUUCCCGACAAACCACAAUAUAGACCUGCGGAAAAAAUUGAACGCAUAAUCCGUAAAGACAACCUGCGCACAGAAGGUGAAAUGACAUUCGUGGAGAGAGAAGAAUACCAAUAUGUUAAGAGACCGGAACAAGUUCGGCCCGAGGAUAACCUCAAACCAGAAGGCGACUUCUAUACGCCUGAGAAGCAACGCUACAGGCCAGCUGAACGACCUGAACAAAAGAAACCAGAAGACAAUCUUAGGCCUGAGGGAGAAUUCUAUACACCUGAGAAGCCGAAAUUCAUGCCUGGUGAGCGGCCAUCACAAGUUCGACCUGAAGAUAAUCUUAAACCUGAAGGUGAUUUCUACACUCCCGAGAAGCCUGGAUUCCGCCCGGCCGAGAGACCAUUACAGAAGAAACCCGAGGACAAUCUUAAACCUGAGGGUGACUUCUAUACACCUGAAAAACCAGGAUAUAGACCAGCUGAAAGACCAGAGCAAAAGAAGCCAGAGGAUAAUCUCAGACCAGAGGGCGAAUUUUAUGCCCCAGAAAAACCGAAAUUCAUGCCUGGUGAAAGACCUUCGCAAGUUCGUCCAGAAGAUAAUCUCAGACCUGAAGGUGAAUUUACUGUUCCAGAUAAGCCCCAAUACAGACCAGCCGAAAAAACUGAAAGAAUAAUCCGAAAGGAUAAUCUUCGCACAGAAGGGGAGAUGACAUUUGUGGAAAGAGAAGAAUACCAAUAUGUUAAGAGACCAGAACAAGUUCGACCCGAGGAUAACCUCAAACCAGAAGGCGACUUCUAUACACCUGAGAAGCAAGGCUACAGGCCAGCCGAGAGACCAGAGCAAAAGAAACCAGAGGACAAUCUUAAGCCAGAGGGUCAGUUUUAUACACCGGAAAAACCGAAAUUCAUGCCUGGUGAGAGACCAUCACAGGUGCGACCUGAGGACAAUCUAAAACCUGAAGGCGAUUUCUAUACUCCAGAGAAACCAGGCUACAGGCCAGCUGAACGACCUGAGCAAAAGAAACCAGAAGACAAUCUUAGACCCGAAGGUGAGUUCUAUGCUCCUGAAAAACCAAAGUUUAUGCCGGGUGAAAGACCUUCGCAAGUCCGUCCUGAGGACAAUCUCAGACCUGAGGGAGAUUUCACUGUUCCGGAUAAGCCACAGUAUAGACCAGCCGAAAGACCAGUGCAAAAGAAACCAGAGGAUAACCUUAGACCUGAAGGUGACUUCUAUACACCGGAAAAGGCCAAGUUUAUGCCAGGCGAAAGACCUUCCCAAGUUCGCCCAGAAGAUAAUCUGAGACCAGAAGGCGAAUUCUAUGCACCUGAGAAACCAGGCUUCAAACCUGCAGAGAGGCCGGUGCCAAAGAAACCAGAAGACAAUCUCAAGCCGGAAGGUGAUUUCUAUGCACCCGAGAAACCUGGCUACAGACCAGCCGAAAAGACCGAGAUUAUCAUACGAAAGGAUAAUCUACGCACAGAAGGUGAAAUGACAUUCACUGAAAAGGAAGAGUAUCAAUAUGUCAAGAGACCAGAGCCCGUUAAGCGUUUGGAUAACCUGAAGCCCGAAGGCGAAUUUUACACUCCCGAAAAGCAAAAGUUCUUGCCUGGCGAAAGACCUUCCCAAGUCAAACCAGAGGAUAAUCUAAAACCUGAAGGUGAAUUCUACACACCUGAGAAACCAGGAUACAGGCCUGCUGAAAGGCCCGUGCAAAAGAAGCCGGAAGACAACCUUAAACCUGAAGGUGACUUCUACACACCGGAAAAGACAAAGUUCAUGCCGGGUGAAAGACCUAGCCAAGUUCGCCCCGAAGAUAAUCUGAAGCCAGAGGGUGAUUUCUACACUCCUGAGAAGCCUGGUUAUAAACCUGCCGAAAGACCAGUUCAGAAGAAGCCUGAAGAUAAUUUGAGACCAGAAGGUGAAUUCACGGUACCCGAUAAACCAACUUAUAAACCUGCUGAAAGAACAGAACGCAUUAUACGAAAGGAUAACCUACGCACUGAGGGAGAAAUGACAUUUGUCGAAAAAGAGGAAUACCAGUAUGUUAAAAGACCAGACCAAGUUCGUCCCGAGGAUAAUCUCAAACCUGAAGGCGACUUUUACAAACCGGAAAAGCCUGGCUAUCGCCCCGCUGAAAGGCCAGUGCCAAAGAAACCAGAGGACAAUCUCAAGCCAGAGGGCGAUUUCUAUGCUCCCGAAAAGGUUAAAUUUAUGCCUGGUCAACGACCGCAACAAGUUCGUCCUGAGGAUAACUUGAAGCCGGAAGGAGACUUCUAUACACCCGAAAAGCCUGGAUUCAGGCCUGCUGAAAGACCUGUUCAAAAGAAGCCUGAAGAUAAUCUUAAACCGGAAGGUGAUUUCUAUGCCCCUGAGAAGCCUGGAUACAAACCAGCAGAAAGACCACAACAAAAGAAGCCCGAAGACAACCUCAGGCCUGAGGGAGAAUUUACAGUUCCCGAUAAGCCAACUUUCAGACCAGCCGAAAAGACAGAGAGAAUAAUAAGAAAGGACAAUCUGCGCACCGAAGGAGAGAUGACUUUCACCGAGAAGGAGGAGUAUCAGUACGUCAAACGCCCAGAACCUGUUAAGCGCUUGGAUAACCUCAAACCCGAAGGUGAGUUCUAUGCACCCGAGAAACCCAAGUUCUUGCCUGGUGAAAGACCAUCGCAAGUACGACCAGAAGACAAUCUGAAGCCGGAAGGUGAAUUCUAUAGUCCCGAGAAACCAGGCUUUAGGCCAGCUGAAAGACCUGUGCCCAAGAAACCCCAAGACAACCUUAAAACCGAAGGCGAUUUCUAUACACCCGAAAAGCCAGGGUAUAAACCGGCUGAGAGGCCAGUCCAAAAGAAACCGGAAGACAACCUCAAGCCUGAAGGUGAGUUCUAUACACCCGACAAGCCGGGCUAUAAACCUGCGGAGAGAACGCAGAAGGUUGUAAGAAAGGAUAAUCUGCGCACGGAGGGUGAAAUGACCUUUGUCGAAAAGGAGGAAUACACGUAUGUGAAGCGGCCUGAACCUGUGAAACAAACCGACAACUUGAAACCUGAGGGUGAAUUUUAUGCACCAGAGAAGCCCAAGUUUACUCCUGGUGAACGACCCUCGCAAGUGCGACCUGAGGACAAUUUGAAACCUGAGGGUGACUUCUACUCGCCGGACAAGCCUGGAUACAAACCUGCUGAAAAGGUGGUGCCUAAGAAACCCAAGGACAAUCUUAAAACCGAGGGUGAUUUUGUACGUCCUGAGAAGUCUCCGUUUAAGCCCGCCGAGAAGACGGAACGCAUUGUGCGCAAGGAUAACUUGCGAACCGAGGGCGAAAUGACCUUCACGGAGAAGGAAGAAUACAGAUAUGUAAAGAGACCAGAACAAGUGCGUCCAGAAGACAAUCUCAAGCCGGAAGGUGAAUUCUAUACUCCGGAGAAGCCAGGUUUUAAGCCUGCUGAAAAACCAGUCCAAAAGAAACCGAAGGAUAAUCUUAAGACCGAGGGCGAUUUUACAGUGCCAGAGAAACCAGGUUACAAACCAGCCGAAAGACCAGUUCAAAAGAAACCAGAGGACAAUCUAAGACCUGAAGGUGAUUUCUAUGCUCCGGAGAAACCCGGCUUUAAACCAGCUGAAAAAACUCAAAAGGUGGUGAGAAAGGACAAUCUACGCACCGAGGGCGAAAUGACCUUCACGGAGAAGGAGGAAUACAAAUAUGUUAAACGCCCAGAACCGGUUAGGCAACAGGAUAACCUUAAACCCGAAGGAGAUUUCUACACGCCUGAAAAGGAGGGCUUCAAGCCAGCCGAAAGACCUGUCCAAAAGAAACCCCAAGACAAUUUGAAACCAGAAGGUGACUUCACCGUUCCCGAUAAGCCAGGCUACAAGCCAGGUGAGAGAACCACGCGAGUGAUCAGAAAGGAUAAUUUGCGUACCGAAGGUGAAAUGACCUUUGUGGAGAAGACGAAAUUCAUGCCUGGCGAACGUCCUAAGCAAGUGCGCCAUGAGGAUAACCUCAAACCAGAGGGUGAGUUCUAUGCUCCUGAAAAGCCGGGCUUUAAGCCAGCCGAGAGACCUGUGGCAAAGAAACCCUCCGAUAAUCUCAAAACCGAAGGAGACUUCUACACUCCAGAAAAGCAAGGCUUUAAACCUGGAGAAAGACCAGUGGCCAAGAAGCCGGUGGAUAAUUUGAAACCCGAAGGUGAAUUUACCACUCCUGAAAAGCCUUCCUAUAAGCCAGCCGAUCGUGUACAGCGUGUGGUGCGCAAGGACAAUUUGCGAACCGAAGGCGAAAUGACCUUCGAACAAAAGGACACCUAUCAGUAUGUGAAGAGACCCACACCCAUUAAGCCAAGCGAUAAUCUCAAACCAGAGGGUGAGUUCUACAAGAAGGACAAGGAGGCAGGACCCAAAGAUGUGGUGGACAGGGCCACACCUAAGCGCCCAGUGGACAAUCUGAAAAUGGAGGGUACCAUGGAGAUUACCCGCAAGAAUCAGACUAAGACAGAUCAGACCACAAGCGUGCGUGAAACAAGAAAGAAGGUGGUACACAACAGCUCUUCCAUUACCUUGGGCACUGACACCUCCAUACUGAAGACAACCAAUCAAAUGAGUUUUGCCUCGGGCAAGAAUGCGGUGGCAGUAACCGAUUUGAAUACCCAGAAACCUGCCGACGGCAUGGUCAUAGUCUCAACCAAGAAGGUGACCACUGUCAUUGGAAGCAAGACAAAGAAGGAACCAGAAACUCAGUAUGUAAGACGCCAGGGCAAGGUCAAUGUCAUAGAGAAUGUGGAAAAGUCUACCAAGGUUAAGAAUGUCAAGAAUGUGGAGAAUAUCUUUAAUGAGGAUGUGUCCGUGACUCAAAACCGCAUAACAGGAGCCAAGAAGAGUAUAACACACCAUGAUACCAAUGAGAUUGACAGCACGAAUGUUGUUAACCGCAAUGUCAUACGUCAUGAUAACACCGACAUUACCAACAAGAGUUUAACACAGCAUGACAUCAACAACACCUCAUCGAAUGUUAUUAACAGAAAUGUGGUGAAUCAGCAAGACACCACCAACAAUGUUAUCAACAAAAAGGUGGUUCAUCACCAUGAUACCAAUAGCAAUGUGGUUCAUCGCCAUGAUACCACCAGCAAUGUUAUCAACAAAAAUGUUACACACCAUGAUACCAAUAAUGUGGUGAAUCGCACGACACAUGGCCAACAAAAUGACACCACCAAGCAAACCAAUAGCAGCCACAUUUUCAAUGGCGGUAGCAAUGGUGUGGUCUUGCGAGGUGGCCGCAUUGUCACCACCUCCACAAUUACCCAACACAAUGACCAUGAGUCCACAUGUUUGGCCAGUAAGAUGACAACCACCUCCAGCCAUAAGACCCACACUGAAGGUUCCACCAGCACUACCACCACACGAAAGACCAUUAAUCAAAGAAAUGGUAGUGGCUCAGAUAUGAAGAGCCUCAUAAGUGGGGGUGGUGACACCUCCUACACUGUUGGCACUACAGGAUCCAAAGGAACACGCACUACAGCCGAAAAUGGACACGUAGUCAACUCCAAGUCGUCUAAUGUCAGCUCCAACAUAGCAGAAGUGAACAAUGCCAGCUCAUCUGCCAACAUGUCCAGCAGCAGCAGCAAACAAUUCCAUCACCGCAAAACUGAAUUCUCCUCCGAGUCCAAUGUGGCCAAUACCAUAUUGCAACGCAAGAACACACCCGCAGAAUCCAAUCAGUUGGGCAGUCUCACCUCGAAUGCCAAGAUCCAUCGCAAGAGCAUAAUGAAUCUGAACGAACAGCCCUCGAGUAAUUGGUUCCCCACCGAGCGACAGAGCUACAGCAGCAUGCAUCGCCAAAAGGAAACCUCCGAGGGAGGCACAUGUGCCCUCCACAAUGCCAGCGAACGUCGCAGCUAUUCCACCAUACAUCGUGAGACCAAGGAGCUGCAACAGGCCAACAAGACAUCCUCCACCUCCUCUUCCGCCCUACAACACCACCACCAUCAUCAUCACAGUUCUGGCGGCGGCGGCAUUGAUUUCCCCUCCUACAGUCGCAGCGAACGUGUGGUGACUCGCCAGCGUGGCAACCAAUCCUCCAUAUCUCUGGGCGGUGAUACCACCUCCUCCACCACCUCUAGCAACUACAAAAUGGAAUACAAAACAAUUCCGGUCACAACCUGUGCUGUGCAUAAGAUAACACAAGGUGCAUUCCAACACACUAGGGAUACUCAUGAUCAUAAAUUUUUCAAAACUACCAAGUAAAUUAAAAUAAGCGAAACGUAUACAACUAACACUGCUCUCCCCCCUCCCCCACCCUACCCUACGACCCCCCUAGAAGUAGUACAUAUGUAACAUAUAACCUAAAUAUAUAUACAUAAAUGCAUCCACAGCAUAUUCUGUAAGGAUCUGUAUAUCCUUGUGCGUAUAUAUAAAUAAACUUUGUAUUAAUUAAUCGGAUCGGAUUAAGUUUUGAUUUUGUAACUCUAUGUUUGUUUUUUUUUUUUUAAUUUUGUUUUUGUAUUCAUUUUAUUGUAAUGAAAUAUGAGCCAUUCCAUUUGUUUUGAAAUGUGACUUAAGUCACUCUUCCCAUUAACGGUUCAUAUGUGUGCAUUGACACAUUUAAACGGUCUGUGUGAGACUUUUAACAAUCAAGCAAUCAACUAUUAAUCAAUUAAAUUGAAUAACCAAGCAAUUGUUAUAAAGAUUUUUCAAUGUUUUAUUUUGUUUACGUUACCCCACACACACACACACAGACACAAACACAUAUCUUUGUUAACAUAUAAAUAAUUUUUUUUUUAUUAUUAUUAUCAACACUAUUACCUACUAAUUGACCAAUCAAAACCUAAUAUUACCACUGUGUAUCUAAAAAAAACUAUAUUUUUAUACAUCAAAAAAUAAAGUAAAGACAAAAAACUCCA
Stomoxys calcitrans (stable fly) is the source of this 14229-nucleotide messenger RNA. RefSeq names its product titin (gene Sdb). Gene Ontology annotation, biological process: microtubule anchoring. NCBI's taxonomy places the organism in Eukaryota, Metazoa, Arthropoda, Insecta, Diptera, Muscidae. The coding region runs from base 518 to 13573 and encodes 4351 amino acids. Gene Ontology annotation, cellular component: sperm flagellum; axonemal microtubule; cytoskeleton. The transcript has 6 exons. Gene Ontology annotation, molecular function: microtubule binding. The record is from RefSeq and is a predicted model, not a curated record.